Molecule: messenger RNA, 2658 nt
Organism: Myotis myotis
Lineage: Eukaryota; Metazoa; Chordata; Mammalia; Chiroptera; Vespertilionidae
Gene: NNMT
Product: nicotinamide N-methyltransferase
Exons: 3
Coding region: 114-800 (228 amino acids)
Cellular component (GO): cytosol
Molecular function (GO): nicotinamide N-methyltransferase activity
Source: RefSeq, a predicted model, not a curated record
CAGAGGAAAUGUUAAAAACAUGAGACUCAGGAGGACAAUUUCUGCAGGGACUCCCUGGCUUCUGGAGGAGAGGGAGGUAGGGCAGUGGACAGGUGGCAUAGGAGAGAGACACAAUGGAGUCUGGCUUCACCUCCAAGGACACCUAUCUGAGCCAUUUUAACCCUCGAGAUUACCUAGAAAAAUAUUACAGCUUUGGGUCCACACAGUCUGCAGAAAACCAGAUUCUUAGGCUUCUUCUGAAAAAGCUUUUCAAUAUAUUCUGUGUGGCUGGCGUGAAGGGAGACCUCCUGAUUGACAUUGGCUCUGGCCCCACCAUCUAUCAGCUCCUCUCUGCUUGUGAAUCCUUCAAGACGAUCAUUGCUACUGACUACACUGAUCAGAACCUGCAGGAGCUAGAGAAGUGGCUGAAGAAGGAGCCAGGGGCCUUCGACUGGUCCCCGGUAGUGACCUAUGUGUGUGAGCUCGAAGGGAACAGGCGAGCUGGACGCCCUGAGGAGCCCCGAGGUGUAAUCUUUACGCAGCUGCCUUGGCAACGGAGUUCACCGGUGUUUGCUAUCCGUCCAAGGACAAGCAAACAUCCACAAGAGUGGCUGUUUCGAAUGAAUUUCCCUCUCAAAUUGGCACAUUCUCUGCGAGCUUUCCAGACUUCACAGCGUGCCUCACAGUUUGGAAACAAUUGCCAUCCUCACCUGAGCGGCAAGUACUGUUCUGUGGUGACUCGUGUCUUUAAAAGGCCACAGAGGUCCAGCCUGCUCUGCCGCAAUCACUUAGAUACACGCCCCCAAACAUCCCCAGGAUAAAAGGUCACCUUUUAACCCGUUAAAACAUCACUGUUGCCACGUCUUAAGCUUUUGUGUACACUGAAGUUAACCAUAGGGUACUUGAAAUUUUUUAUACUAUAUUAAUUUACCAGUUCAAAUCCGUGUUUCACACAAGACUUCCUUUAUGUUGAAUUAUUGGGUUUUUUUUUUAUUCUUAAAAUGUCCUGUCGAAGGACUUCUCCAUGUUCUAUCAGGGUGGCUGGCAGCUUUGUCACUGGUUUGCCCACUUUUAGAAUGACUAACGGUCCUGCUGUGACCCAGGCUGAGAGGGGUUCCCAGGGCCCCUGGUUUUCAGUGAGAAAACCAGAAAGUCCAGACCAAUCAGGACAGAUUGGUCACCCUCUUCCCACUUUUCCCCAAUCAAAGGUAAUUCCUCCCUGUGUGUGCGUUUCUUGGUGGUAGGAAUUCCCUGAAACCAAUAACUUGCUAAGCUUUCUCUCUCUGAGUCUGUCAGUCUCUCUCUCUCUCUCUCUCUCUCUCUCUCUCUCUCUCACAUAUAACAGCUUUACUGAGAUAAAAUUCACAUAACAUGCCAUUCACCCAUUUAAAGUGUGCCAUUCUGUAGUUAUUAGUAUAUUCACAGAGUUGUGCGAUCCUCAACACAAUCUUAGCACAUUUUCAUAACUCCCACAAAUACCCUGUGCAUUAGCAGUCACGCCCACUUCCCCAUCCUCAAUGCCUGCCAACCACUGGUCUGCUUUGCCUUUUCCUGUGACUGGAAUCAUAUAAUAUGUGGCCUUUUGUGCCUGGCUUUCUUUCACUUAGCAUGAUGUGUUUAAGGUUCUUCCAUAUCAUAGCACAUAUCCAUUGUUUAUUCCUUUUUUAUCACUGAAUAAUAGUCCAUUGUAUAGAUAGACCACAUUUUAUUUAUCUAGUCACAAGUUGAUGGACACUUGAGUUGUUUCUAUCUUUGAGCUAUUAUGAAUAGUCCUGCUAUAAAUACUUAUGUACAAGUUUUUGUGUGACCAUAUUUUUCAUUUCUCUUGAGUAAAAACCUAUGAGUGGAAUUCCUGGGUCAUGUGGUGACUCUAGGUUUAAUCUUUGAGGAACUGCCAGACUGUUUUCCAGAGUAGCUGAACCAUUUGCAUUCUCACCAGCAGUGUGUGUAGGUCCUAGUUUCCCCCGUUCCUUGUCAACACUUGUUGUUACCUGUCUUUUUUAUUAUAGGCAUCCUAGUGGGUGUGACAUGGUAGCUCAGAGUGUGAUUUGCAUUUCCUUGAUGGCCAAGGAUGUUAAACAUCUUUUCAUAUGUUUAUUGCUAAGCUUCUUAAAUGGAAAAUUAUAAUAAAUAUAAAGGAUGUUGCAAAAACUGAAUAUAUGCUGUCGGCUUAAGAUUUAAAUUAAAUAUUUAUAUAGGAUGUCCACAUUAUUAUCUAUUAUCUCAGAUCAUUCCACCUGGAGGUAAACCUCCAUGUUUCAUUUAAACCACUGCCUCUUCCUCGCUCUCUCUCACCUGCUCUGAUGUCGGGCCAUCCUCCGCUCUCUCCACCGAGUGACUGCUCCCUCCUGCAGCCAAGGGCUGUGUGUUCUCUGCACGUAAGCCUGGACUUGCAACCCGGCGCUUCACCGAUUAACUUCCUCAGCGGCUGGGCACCCAGUCAGUGCUCCUGUUAUCCGGGCUCCUCUGCGCCCUCAUUCCUUCCCUUCUCUCACCGCUGAUUGGAUGCUGCUUCUUUCUCCUUUGCCUUUUCCUCCGGUUUCUCUUGCGCAUUCUGUAUGUUUUUUAAUGUACCAGCUUGUCCCUUCCUUCCUGCCUUAACAAUUUAUGAGAGGACCCAGGCGCCCUCUUCCAUCGCCGGCCCUUGCCUCCUCUGCUCCUGUCAUUGACUGAUUUUCU